CAUCAGAUAAAUUUUGCCACUGACUUCAUCCACAGUGCUAUACUCUUGAAGCUGUGGCCUCAAAUUGCUGUUUUUCAAAUCUGAGCUAUCAAUGGACAAACCCCAUAAGUUCAAACUAGCAGUUUGAAAGCAUCGAGCAGAUGGGGAAUAGAAGCUAUGACGGAAAUGACCAUUUGGAAGAACUGUCCCAUUCUGGUUGACAUGAGAAAAGGGUUCACUUCCAACAAAAGAACCAAAUUUUACAGUUUUAACUGUAUUCAGGCCUGUGAUCUUGUGAGAAUCUUUUCAAGAAAACUUUGCUUCCCCACUUUGUCUAGAAAAUGUGAAGCAUGCAUAUCUGAGGAUGAAAAGGUGGGAUUGGAAUGAUUGAAAGCCCCAGCGAAUUCAACGCCUUUCUCGCUACCAUCUUUGUACCUCCGUCAUUUGCGACUCUGUUUAUAGCUUUGCAACCCUCCGUUAAAGCACAUAUUUUUCUGACUCUUUCCUCCAAUUUCCUCUCCUUUCCUAUUUCUUACGUAAGUAGAUUAUCCAUUUCUCUCCAAGGGAAAAAAGGAAAAAAUCAAAAUCAUCAAGCAAUGCCUACAACGACCAAUAACCUAGGAUCUUUCCUGGGUCGAAUUAGCAUCAGCCGAAACCAAGUUAUUGCCAUGGGAGCUAAUGACCAAGAACUCGAGGACCUCGAGCUCUUCCAGAAGCAUGUCGGCGAUCGCUUCGCCGAACUCUUUACUACAUCUGAUGAACCCUCCUUUGCUGAUGCUCUCCUUUCUAAACGUUGGCUUCGAAGACUCCUUGAUAUGUUCCUCUGUUACGAGGUUGAGUUUAAGGCCCUCGUCAUCAUGGGCCAAGACCCUUCUCAGAUUUUCAAAUCCCCUCUUGAUUAUUUGAUUCUGGAGCUCCUCGAACGCACGGUGAACGUGCUAGACAUUUGUAAUGCAGUCACCAGUGGGACUGAGGCCAUCAAACAUUGCCAGAAAUUGGCAAAGAUUACUGUCUCUGCUUUGGAACAGAGGCCUAUUGGCGAUGGACGGAUUAGGAGGGCGCUAAAGGCGUUGAAUUCGUUGAUGAUGGCAAUGAUGAUCAAUGACAAAGAGGGCAGCAAUAAUUGGACUGAAUUCAUUGAUUUGGGUUAAUUGCAGACAGUGGGUUUCGAAAGGAAGAAAGAAAUUAGGGAAACGAGAGUGAUUUGGGGAUUUCUUAUUUGCUGUAAGAUAUGAUGUGGCACGAGAUGAUAUGGC
Messenger RNA from Rubroshorea leprosula, 1235 nucleotides. The record is from the annotation of a GenBank genome assembly. NCBI's taxonomy places the organism in Eukaryota, Viridiplantae, Streptophyta, Magnoliopsida, Malvales, Dipterocarpaceae.